GCGGUGUUGCCAUGGCGAAGGCGCCACUGCCGGCGCGCUGCGCCAUGCGUCCCGCGGAGAGGAGCGGCCGCUCGCCCGGCGUGGCCGCGGCUUUCCCGGAGCAAAGGCCUUGGUUGUACCGCUGGCGGCGCCUCACCGCCGGGGCCGGGCCGAAGAGAGUGGAACAAGCCUCUGAGUAUGCCGUCUCUGAAGCUUUUACCCUUCGAAAGUCAAGGUAUCGACAGGGGUCUUGUGGUCCUGUGACAAGUUUGGAAACCAUGGAACAGCUGCAAGAUCAUGAUGAGGCCUGUGAGGAAGCCCGAGAGCUGCUCAGUAACUGGAUGAAGUCCAAACUGCAAGUGGAGCUGACGAACGAUGGAGAAGAGGAAGUUGACUCUGUCCUCCUGGAAAAGCCUUCUGCAGCCCCUCUGAAGUAUGAGCGGUUUGAUGACUUGUGCAGCAAUCUGGAACGUGAAUUGGAAAGUUCUACUGUCCAAGAAUACCUACAGCAUCUUUUGCAGAGUGAAGCUGUGAACUGUGGGAUAGCGAAAAACCUUAGGCUUGAAGACAUCAAGGAAAAACAAAAACUUGAAGAUCCACGAAUAAUCAUGGAGCUCAGACACAAGCAGGUAAAAGAAAACCGAAUGAGGCGUCAAAAGGCAUUAGAGCUUCAGAGACAAGAAAAAUUCCUGAAGAAAUCAAUUCUGGCUGAGGCCAAGCUGCAAGCACAGGAGGAAGACAGAAGGAAAGCCCUGAAGGCCAAGAAGGAGGAGGAGGAGAUACAGAGGGAAAUGGUGAAGCUGCGAAAGGAAAUGGCUGAGAAGAGGCACACCAUGGCAGAAGCACGGAGAAUGGAGGGGAAGACACAAGAAAAGAGUCAGAAGCUGUCAAUGCAGGAGGUAUCUGUUACUGCACCACUACCCCUGGUCCAGAAGAAGGAAGAGCAAGAAGAGGAGAAACAGAGAAGGGUUCAGGAGCUGCUGCGCAGGAUUCACAUCAAUAAACAGAGAUGCAUGCAACGACAUUUCUCUGCUUGGCUAAAAGUCAUUCUGGAGCAGAGAAUUAAAAUGAGAAAAGCCAGAGCCCUUGAUGACUGGAAAUGCCAACUGAAGGCCCUGCGAGCAUGGAGAAACUAUGCCUGGGCCGAGAAAUUAGAGCAGGAGACACAGCAAUUGGAAGUUCAUCUUCAAGAUCAAAACAGGAAAACACAAUUGUCUGUGGAGCAUAACCAGCGACGGCUUUUGCGCUGCUGCUUUCUGGCCUGGCAGCGCUGGAGCCAGGCAGAGACAGAAAAGCGAGAGCGGCAGAUCGAGAGGGAGGAGACGAAGAGAAAGAUGGCACAGCUGCUGGAGGCAGUGUCACAGGGGAAAGGCAGUCUGCACGGGCCACUGGAGGUUAACAAGCCUGGGACAGCAGAAGUAAACCAUCAUCAAGAGUUACAGAAAGACAAGGUAAAUCAUUCCCAUGUAGUUUUGUCUCAGAACUUUACAAAGUACUUCUUUUGUGCAAGCUGAAAUAGAGUACAUUGUCCCAGACGAAGGCUUCUUUCCCAGGGUGACCCUCAAAUAUAUGUCGGCAACUGUU
Molecule: messenger RNA, 1563 nt
Organism: Calidris pugnax (ruff)
Lineage: Eukaryota; Metazoa; Chordata; Aves; Charadriiformes; Scolopacidae
Product: coiled-coil domain-containing protein KIAA1407-like
Exons: 8
Coding region: 12-1493 (493 amino acids)
Molecular function (GO): phosphatase binding
Source: RefSeq, a predicted model, not a curated record